Gossypium raimondii (Peruvian cotton) is the source of this 577-nucleotide messenger RNA. Its product is annotated as cysteine-rich repeat secretory protein 38. Lineage: Eukaryota; Viridiplantae; Streptophyta; Magnoliopsida; Malvales; Malvaceae. The transcript has a single exon. The record is from RefSeq and is a predicted model, not a curated record. Bases 63 to 482 code for a protein of 139 amino acids.
UAAAAGUUCAACCAAAAAAAAAAAAAAAGCAGCAAUACGCAUAAAGGGAAAUGUUUUCAUAAAUGAAGUGGGCAAUGGGGUCUUCUUCUUCAACAUUUCUUCUGUUUCUUUAUUCUUUUCUUCUUUCCCUUGCUACUCUUACCCUUUCGCAGCUUCAUGAUGUUUACUUUGAGCGUAACUGUAGUGAUACCAAUGGCAAUUUCACCCCAAACAGCGCUUACCAGACCAACCUCAAUGCCAUCAUCUCUCAACUCCCCACCCUUGCACAUUUCAAUUACGGCUUCUUCAAUCUGUCUGCCGGUGGAAGCCCCGACAAAGUUUACUCAAGCGCACUUUGCAGGAGUGACUUAACUCAAGAUCGUUGCUAUAGUUGCCUCAACUACACCGCGACCGAGCUCGAGCGAUUGUGUCCCCGGAUCAAGACCGCCAUCGCUUGGUCCGAGCUUUGUUUGGUGCGAUUAUACACUUUGGAUGAAUGGUAGUGGGUUAAGAUAUUUAAGUUAUAAAUGUGUUUAUGGGCUGGUCAGGUCAAGUUUGGGCGUUUAUGUUUGUCCAAGGUUCUUAGCUCAGUUUAAUC